CACCAGGAGGGCGCUGCCCUGGCCAGGCCGGAGUUGGAGGCCUGCAGGGCCUCGGCAGCGGGAGGAGACCGUGACUCACCGCCGGUAACCCAACACCGCUGUGCCUCCUUUCCCCGGCCUCCCCCAGCUCUCGCGGGCUUGGUGGCCGCUGCGACACCAUAACAAACAUGAAGGGUGGCCCGGAAGGGUGCAGCCCCGGCCCACAACGCGCACGCUUGGGCCACCCGGACUCUGUGCGUAGCCGCCUCUGCGGCCUCGGGGCCAGGAGAGCUUUAUCCGUGGCCGAUCGGCCAAAGCCAGCCGCAGAACGCCCGCAGUAGCUCCGGAGGGUGAGUGCAGGAAGCUCAGGGAGGGGGACAAACGUACUGAGGACCACCCCCACCCCACCGGGACCGUCUGUCCCCCGCCUGGCGAGGACAAAGCGCCCUGGCCGCCGCCCGGGCCUGCGCCGCGCCGCACAAAGGGUGAACGACGACACGCACCCCGCCCCCUCCCUGCGCGGUGGCCCGACGCGGAGGUGGGGACACCCGGGCGCCCGCCCCGCGCUCCCCUCCCGCCCCGCCCCGUCUGCGCGUCCUUCUGGCGCGGGGGCGGGGGGCGCGGCGCCCCACAUAACACUCCUCUCUCUGCGCUCGGAGCCACCCUCUCCCCUCCUUCUCGCUAACACCACCGCCUCCCCUGACAUCGCCGCCACCUCGCCGGACGCUCCGCAAUCUGCGGCCGGCCGGGGAGGCGGUGCGCGGAGCGUGCGCGCCCGGGGCGCCAGAUGUGCAGUCUCCGCCGCCUCUAGUGACCCAGCGGCAAGCCAGAGCCAGGUCGGGUUGUCUCAGCAAUGCUGCGGGGGAGACCUUGAACGCACCCUGGUUUCCCUCAGCGGGGACCACCCAGAGCCCCUGUGCGUGCUGGGUCCUGCCCUCUCCAGCCCGGCUCGCCCCGCGCUUGGACAUGGAAGAGGCGGCUGUGCCCGCGGCAGGAGAUGGCCCUGAUGUGGAGCCGGGGCCGCCGGGCUCUCAGCGGGAGGCGGUGGUCGGGGCGACUGCAGCCCCAACGGAGCCCAGGAAGCCGCACGGGGUGAAGAGACAUCACCACAAGCACAACUUGAAGCAUCGCUAUGAACUGCAGGAGACCCUGGGCAAAGGUACCUACGGCAAAGUCAAGAGAGCCACCGAGAGGUUUUCAGGCCGAGUGGUUGCUAUAAAAUCCAUCCGUAAGGACAAAAUUAAGGAUGAACUAGACAUGGUUCACAUCAGACGAGAAAUUGAGAUCAUGUCAUCUCUCAACCACCCUCAUAUCAUCGGUAUUUAUGAAGUGUUUGAGAACAAAGAUAAGAUUGUGAUCAUCAUGGAAUACGCCAGCAAAGGAGAGCUCUAUGAUUACAUCAGCGAGCGGAGACGGCUCAGCGAGAGGGAGACCAGACACUUCUUCAGGCAGAUCGUGUCCGCUGUGCAUCACUGUCACAAGAAUGGUGUGGUCCACCGGGACUUGAAGCUGGAGAAUAUACUCCUGGAUGAUAACUGCAAUAUUAAGAUCGCUGACUUUGGGCUUUCCAACCUGUACCAGAAGGACAAGUACUUGCAGACAUUUUGUGGGAGCCCGCUCUAUGCGUCUCCUGAGAUUGUCAACGGGAGGCCUUACCGAGGGCCAGAGGUGGACAGCUGGGCCUUGGGCGUCUUGCUUUACACUCUCAUUUAUGGGACGAUGCCCUUCGAUGGCUUCGAUCACAAAAACCUCAUUCGACAGAUCAGCAGCGGAGAAUACCGGGAGCCCACACAACCCUCAGAUGCUCGAGGACUCAUUCGGUGGAUGCUGAUGGUGAACCCUGACCGCCGGGCCACCAUUGAGGACAUCGCCAACCACUGGUGGGUGAACUGGGGCUACAAGAGCAGUGUCUGUGACUGUGAUGCCCUUCCUGACUCCGAGUCUCCGCUCUUAGCACGGAUUAUUGAUUGGCACCAUCGUUCCACCGGGCUGCAGGCUGAGGCUGAAGCCAAGAUGAAGGGUCUGGCCAAACCUGGAGCCUCUGAGGUGGUCCUGGAGCGGCAACGGUCCCUGAAGAAGUCCAAGAAAGAAAAUGACUUUCCCCCGGCUGGCCAGGACUCAGUACCUGAAAGCCCAUCCAAGCUGAGUUCCAAGAGGCCCAAGGGCAUUCUGAAGAAGAGGAGCAACAGUGAACACCGCUCCCACAGUACUGGCUUCAUCGAAGGCAUUGUGGGCCCUACCUUACCGUCCCCUUUCAAGAUGGAGCAAGAUUUGUGCCGGACCGGCAUUCCCCUCCCCAGUUCCCCCGAGGCAGAUAUGUCAGGGAAGCUCAGCCUCAAACAGUCAGCCACGAUGCCCAAGAAAGGUAUCUUGAAAAAGACCCAGCAGAGAGAAUCUGGUUACUAUUCAUCCCCAGAACGCAGCGAGUCUUCCGAGCUGCUGGACGGUAAUGACGUCAUCACCGGCAGUGGCCUCUCUUCUCCUCCCGCAGAGGCAGCCAGGGGAACCUCCCACAGCCUAUCCUGCCGGAGGAAGGGCAUCUUGAAACACAGCAGCAGGUACUCGGACGGUGCCGCAGACCCUGCCCUCGCUAGCCCCGAAAUGCCCACACUGGAAUCCUUGUCCGCGCCCGGUGUCCCCCCGGAUGGUGUCUCUCGCAGUUACAGCCGCCCGUCCAGUGUCAUCAGCGAUGACAGUGUCCUAUCCAGCGACUCCUUUGACUUGUUAGACCUCCAGGAGAACCGUCCAGCCCGCCAGCGCAUCCGCAGCUGCAUCUCUGCAGAAGACUUCCUCCAGCUUCAGGACUUCGAGACGCCGCAUAACCGGCCCCGGCCCCAGUACCUGAAGCGGUACCGGAACCGACAGGCAGACAGUAGCUUCUCCCUCCUCACUGAUAUGGACGAUGUGACCCAGGUGUAUAAGAAAGCCCUGGAGAUCUGCAGCAAGCUCAACUAGCCCUUCGGGGUGCGCAGAGGAUGGGAUGGAACGGGUGGGUGGGUCUAAGGGAGGAGGGCAACAGAACUCAGCUUCUGGCUGGUUACCUCUUUGCUGGCUGUGGCAAUGGACUGGAAAAGGACUCCUAACUGGUAAGACCUGGCCUGGCCAGUGUUCAGUCUUGAGUCAGCACCUGAAAGGGAUGGAAAUGGUUCUUUAUCAGUUCUGCUGCUGGCGUUCCCCUAUGGCAUCUCACAUAGGAUUGGCUUUCCGGGGAAGGUGAUGUUGGCCAGCACAAAGUGGGAGGGGGCAUUAUGGGGACUGGGGGGAUGUCUCACUAGAAGUCACCUAGGCCUUUCUGGAAGACGAGCAGGAAGACUGAGACCAUCUGCUUUGGAUGAAUACAUUAGCAAGCUUGGUCUGACUUCAUAGGGGCUAGCGAGAUUGCAGCACCGUUAGCUUGAGUUGGUGAUCAGUUGGUAUCUGAACUGGGUGCCGAUUUGAGCAGCCUAGGCAUAACACAGGGUGAUGUGAUCGAGUACCAGUAACUGCGGUGGGAUCGGGAAUCGCCGUAACAGCGUGCCCGCGAGAACUAACCCUGGGAGUUAGCGCACAACACCCUGUCACCCUGUGGUGCCUGCUGACUCCUUCACGGCCCAGCAUGGCAUUUGUUAAUUGGCUCCUGGACCUAGAGGGACUUGCUUAGAGAGCAAACACUUCAAAUUCUUCUAGGGACAUAGUCUGUGAUCAGUUUUUGACUUCCCAGGAUCUGCCUGGUUUGUUCCUUAACCUCACCUGAAGGUGGGCAAGGAGAAAUUGGGUGGCGUGAGAGCCCAGGGCAUUGUAUAUGACAGGACAGAGAGCUGCUGUGGCCUUUGCACAGUUUGCUGGAAGGUGAGGCAUGCCAGCAAGGGGCGACUUAUCUCUUUCUUAAAGGUCUCAGUAUUAACUGGAAUCCAGCCUCUUGGCUUCUCUCUCACCCACAUGAAUGCUUUAAUUGGAUGUGAUGCUGUCCGGGGCCUCCAGAGGAUUCCCAGCUCAGCUGCUGGCCCCAUCCAUCCACAGGUGUGGAGCGCUAAUGGUAGAUGAGUUGCUAGUGUAGGGACCUAGCGUAGGUGGGUGUGUGGAUGUGGAAAGUGCGGUUUGGUCGAAGGUUCUUGUCUCCUCCAACCUAAGUGUUCUGUCUCGUGGCUUUGAUCUCCCUGCACGUUCCUUCUGCCUGUGGAACUGGAGGGUGAAAGAGAAGAGUGUUGGGCGUGGGGGACAACAAAAUUAGGGACAUUUCUUUAGGAGUCCUCCAGAUGGCUCUGGGGGAGGCUCUCAGAAAAGAGGUGCUGCGGCAGGAUGUUUAAAAAUGUUCCAAUUGGUUAUCUAAUCUCCUGGCUCUCAGAUUACAGGUGAUGUUAGCCCCGCAGUGGGCAUCCCAUGGAUACUGGGGUUGAAAUGGUCUUUUAGGACUGACCUCAGAAUCGAAUCCUUAUUCUAAGGUGGCUACCUCCUGAUAGCCUCUCAGAGGGGGCUGGGGGAGGACUCAUCUUGGGAAGUCUUAGGAAAAACACGGAACAUGUCACAGCACUGAGAACAGUUGUCAGGAAGAUGCUGCCCCAUGUUUCCAGAGACUGUCCUGUAUCUCUGUGUGUCACCCAUGCCAGCGUUGAGGCCUGUGCCUUCCUUUAGGUUGAUCUGAGCAGAAUAUUGUGGGAAGCUGCUGGGAUUCCUCUCUUUCAGUACCAACUCCCUCUCAAGCUCUGGGACGGGCUAAACGGGAGAAAAAUCUCUAGGUAGAGAGUCAGGUUUGGGGGUGCAUAGAGGGCAGCAUGCAACCUCUGGUCCCCCAUCUCCUUGCCUCCUUAUGUGAAUAGCCCCUGCUUCUACAGCGCUGGCUACCGAGCAUGCCUUUAGUCUCAGGUAUACCAGCCAUUACCGGUUGGGGAGAUGUUCCUGUUUCGGAUUUCCCAUCAUUCUGGUGACUCCAUUGGUAAAUCUACCGUCUCUCUUCCCAGUCACCAGUACGCUUUCUUUUGCCAGCACAGUCUAAGACAAAGGAAAAACAAAUUUCCCCCACCCAUACAGAGGCUGCGGUAUGCCCUCGGUUCCAGGGCAGACACUCUGAGUCAAGCCCAGGGCUGUGGUUAGAUCUGGUGGUCUCGGACCCCUGCAGUGGUGGAGAGCUGCUUCCUACGUUUGGAGGUCAGAGAGGUGGGUAGGUGGUUUCCAAGGCUAGGCUUGUUUCUGACUUCUGCUUCUCAGCGAGAUGGCUGACCGUCCGUCCCUGCAAGGGAAAGAGUUAGAAUAGAGUAGAGCCCUAAAAAGCAGCUUCCCAAUUAAGUCCGCUUACCUACAAGCCAAUCCCCAGCCAAAGGUGUCACUGGGGAGAGAGAAUGGGAGACUGGCAGACCUCCGGUCCUGAUCCUUGCUUUGCUUCUGGGGCCCUUUCAUCCUCUGUUUACACAUCUGCCAAAGGGGUGGAGUUGUACUUCGUUUUACAGGUAAAUUUCAAGGCACAAUCAGUUUUUAGGGAAAUGCUUCAAGACCCCAGGCAACCUGACAAUGCUAAAUUCUUUCUGAAUUUGGUCUCUGGUGUGCUCCUUAUCAAAGGCGCGCCCUGCAGGGUGAAAUUCAGGCGUGUUUUGCUGUCUUGAGUACAAAUGUGAAUGGCGGACUGACUGCUUGCUGCCAAACUGGAAAUGUUCUGUGGGGAUUUACUGGCAUGGUAUCAUUCCUAGGAAGAAGAAAAAAGAAAAAAAAGAAAAAGAGAAAAAAAAAAGAAAAAAAAAGGAAUGGGAAGGAGAGCGAGAAAACUUGACUGCACAUUUUUUUAAAUCCAUGUUGUGACUUUUAUUUAAUUUCUAUAUUUUUUUGGUAAUAAAAAGUUGACUUUAAUUUGAAUUUGUCUUUUUUUAUUUAUUGGUCUAAAAGGCAUUUCAAAGGUAUUAUAAUAAUAUAUUGGUGUAAUUUAAUUGGUGCAGCAUGCUUUAUGGCUCCAGUCAAAAUUGGUUUUCACUUAUUUGACUGGUUUGAGAACAGCCGACAGGGAAAGUAAAAGCUGGCUAAUUACCCAAAGUGUUCAUUUUUCAUUGGAAACUGAUUUUUGUCGUUUUUGUUUGUUUUUAUUUUUAAAUUAAAUAAAUUGCAAUGAACUGUA
Molecule: messenger RNA, 6058 nt
Organism: Chionomys nivalis (European snow vole)
Lineage: Eukaryota; Metazoa; Chordata; Mammalia; Rodentia; Cricetidae
Gene: Nuak1
Product: NUAK family kinase 1
Exons: 7
Coding region: 946-2934 (662 amino acids)
Biological process (GO): intracellular signal transduction; microtubule cytoskeleton organization; protein phosphorylation
Cellular component (GO): cytoplasm
Molecular function (GO): tau-protein kinase activity; protein serine/threonine kinase activity; ATP binding
Source: RefSeq, a predicted model, not a curated record